UGGGUGUGGCUCACCUUUUCUUUUGCUUGUCAUCAGAAAAUGGCAACUGGUGGAGGCUCUAGUACUAGUAGUUUAGGCGGAAGAGAAGGGAGAGAGAGGAGAGGGAACGGUCUAAUAAGGAGUAGUAGCUCACCAGCAGAAGUACCAGUAAGGCAAAGGAUAUACGCUUCUUUCUAUAGGUUUAGAUACGGAUGGAGCUUUAAUUCAACUAUUCAAUUUAGUAAUAAUUCUCCUGUACUAGUGUUAGGAAAACUGUACAUACCGGAGAGAGACACAAAGCCACAAAGUGAAGGGAUACCUCGUCACAUCCUAAUGUUCAUGGAUCACUUCUACUCUCUCCCCUGGAUGACAUACAGGUGUGGUUUCUCUCCAAUCCUCUCGUCGUCCCUGACAACCGACUGCGGCUGGGGCUGCAUGGUAAGGUCAGGUCAGAUGCUACUAGCUACUGUCCUUCAUCUUCAUUUCCUUGGCAGAGAUUGGAGACUAUCCAGUUCAGACGUAACAGGACACAAAAUACACAGACAAAUCUUGUCCUGGUUCGGUGACUCAGAGUCUGAGCUAUGUCCUUUCUCAAUACACAGGUUGAUGGAGGCCGCCUAUUACCAUGGCAACAAGCCAGGUGAUUGGUUCGGCCCGUCACAAGUCUCAAUAUUGAUAAGGGAUUGUGUUCGCCGGGCUCUACGAGAACACAUCAACUUACAAAAACUCAACAUUUACGUGUCACACGAUUGUACAGUAUAUAUUAAAGAUGUUCAGGAUAUAUUUGAAUCAGAUCUGGAUCAGUCGCUAUUAGUACUGGUGCCAGUUAGACUGGGCAGCGAAUCACUUAACCCCAUCUAUAUACCCUGCGUUAAGGCUCUGUUAGCUCUGGAUCACACUGUUGGUAUUAUUGGUGGUAGACCAAAGCAUUCCGUCUUCUUCAUUGGUUUCCAAGAUGAGAAUCUGAUUCAUCUUGAUCCUCACUAUUCACAAACAGCUGUCAACAUGACGAGAACCGAUUUUGAUGUUUCUUCGUAUCACUGUCGGUCUCCUAAGAAGAUUCCCGUUACAAAAAUGGAUCCUUCCUGUACCCUGGGUUUUUACUGUCACACGCUGGAGGACUUCAACCAUUUUAGAAUUGAAGCUGAGAAAGUGCUAGCUCCACCAAUGCAAAAGGGUCAGUAUCCAUUCUUCACAUUUUCAAACACUCGGCAAAAAGAGAUCAUUUCCCCAGAGAUCAGUAUGAUGGAUACCAGCGCCCUCAGUCUCAUCAGUUCUAACGGAACACUUGACCUGAUAGAGUCCACCUGGUCUGAAGCCGAUGAUUUUGUAGUACUGGAAUGUAUUAAUGAAGAUGUGCCUGGAUAGAAGAAGCCAUUUUGUUUUAGCCGUGUUAUAUAUCUUUAUCGAACUACAAUUAUAUUAUAUUAAAUGUA
Messenger RNA from Amphimedon queenslandica, 1415 nucleotides. RefSeq names its product cysteine protease ATG4D-like. Bases 40 to 1347 code for a protein of 435 amino acids. The transcript is spliced from 11 exons. Gene Ontology annotation, molecular function: cysteine-type endopeptidase activity; protein-phosphatidylethanolamide deconjugating activity. The record is from RefSeq and is a predicted model, not a curated record. Gene Ontology annotation, cellular component: cytoplasm. Lineage: Eukaryota; Metazoa; Porifera; Demospongiae; Haplosclerida; Niphatidae. Gene Ontology annotation, biological process: protein delipidation; C-terminal protein lipidation; piecemeal microautophagy of the nucleus.